Molecule: messenger RNA, 771 nt
Organism: Zychaea mexicana
Lineage: Eukaryota; Fungi; Mucoromycota; Mucoromycetes; Mucorales; Lichtheimiaceae
Exons: 1
Coding region: 228-617 (129 amino acids)
Source: RefSeq, a predicted model, not a curated record
GAUUCACGGAAGAAAUGCUUUUCUGUGAGCAGUAAAUGACGGAAAUAGGAGUGACUGACAAAGUAGACAAUUUACCAUCAGUGAACAGUGAGAACACAAUCCACCCAGCAGCCAGUUUACAUUCCUUCAGCCAACAAGGCAAACAGCGUGUGUAUAUAGCGUACUUCACAGACAAAUCCACAGUACUUUAAUAUUAUCUUUUGACUGUGUUUGUGGCACGUAAUGUUAUGUGUGCGCGGAAAAAGAUACUUCCAUCGCUGCAGUUUAUAAUAAAGACCCGUUAUCUUCUAUGUUUAACCGUGCUCGUCAACUGUUGCUUUACCAUUGUCGCUAUACGCCAACAGUUCUCUCCUCCAUCUUCCAUCCCAGUUUAUGCUACUGUUAAAGUUCUAUCCUCCAUCCCAAGUAUGUGCUGCUGCAGAUCAGUUAGCCCGCUCAUUAAUAAGUAUCCGCUGCCGCUACUGAAAUCGACUCAUCCUUCAGUGUUUUACAUUGCUCCUAACAUAGUAAAUCGGUUCGUUUGUUUUUGUGCGGUUCUACGUUCUUUUAAAGCAGCGUUCAAGAUCCAUUGGGACGAUCAGAAGAAUAACACUACAAACGAUGACUUCAGCUUUUGACACUUUUGCGCGUAAUUCGUUGCUCCAGUGAUCACCUUGUUCACUCGCCAUCCCUUUGUGCAUUUCGAGUGCGAAGUCAAUUGGCCAAAUCGUUGUGUCACAAUGCGCAUAGUUUCCGUUUCAGGGGAAAGCUGUUGGAACGUUCAAAGAUUUG